Globicephala melas (long-finned pilot whale) is the source of this 1707-nucleotide messenger RNA. It is a transcript of the gene COQ2, whose product is annotated as coenzyme Q2, polyprenyltransferase. The record is from RefSeq and is a predicted model, not a curated record. Gene Ontology annotation, biological process: ubiquinone biosynthetic process. Lineage: Eukaryota; Metazoa; Chordata; Mammalia; Artiodactyla; Delphinidae. Gene Ontology annotation, cellular component: mitochondrial inner membrane.
AUGUCACUGCGCAUGCCUGCCUGUGACAGGACGCUCGGGAAUGACGUCAGGCCCCCGCGGGUCCGCGCUCUCCGGAGCGCCAUGCUGGGCGCGUCAGGCACGGGGCUCGUGCGGGCCCUGCGGGCAGGGACGCAGGUGUGGCUGUGGGGCUCGCGCGGCCGCUCCCUCUCCUUGCCGCACGCGGCCCGUGGGCUACACGCGGGAGACUGGCGGCCCUCAGCCGGGCGGGGACCGCUCGAGCGGCGGCCGAGCCUGCCUGCGGCGGCGAUCGUGAACUCGGCGCCCCGCCCUCUGCAGCCCUACCUGCGCCUCAUGAGGUUGGACAAGCCCAUAGGAACCUGGCUACUGUACCUGCCAUGUACUUGGAGCAUUGGUCUGGCAGCUGAACCAGGUUGUUUUCCAGAUUGGUACAUGUUAUCCCUCUUUGGCACUGGAGCUGUUCUGAUGCGUGGAGCAGGCUGUACUAUUAAUGACAUGUGGGACCAGGACUACGAUAAAAAGGUUACAAGAACAGCAAGUCGCCCAAUAGCUGCUGGAGACAUUUCAACUUUUCAAUCCUUUGUUUUUCUUGGGGGACAGCUGACCUUGGCACUGGGUGUUCUUCUGUGUCUGAAUUACUACAGUAUAGCUCUUGGAGCAGCAUCCCUACUUCUUGUCAUCACCUACCCGCUAAUGAAGAGAAUUACAUACUGGCCUCAAUUAGCCUUGGGGUUGACUUUUAAUUGGGGAGCAUUACUUGGAUGGUCUGCUGUCAAGGGCUCCUGUGAUCCAUCUGUUUGCCUUCCUCUUUAUUUUUCUGGAAUUAUGUGGACUCUAAUAUACGAUACUAUCUAUGCUCAUCAGGACAAGAGAGAUGAUGCUCUGAUCGGGCUUAAGUCCACGGCACUGCUGUUCCGUGAAGAUACCAAGCAGUGGCUCAGUGGCUUCACUGUGGCGAUGCUGGGGGCACUGAGCCUGGUGGGAGUGAACAUUGGUCAAACUGUGCCCUACUACACUGCUCUGGCUGCUGUAGGGGCCCAUCUGGCUCACCAGAUUUACACUCUGGACAUCCACAGACCUGAGGAUUGUUGGGAUAAAUUCACCUCCAACCGAACAAUAGGACUAAUAAUUUUUUUAGGAAUUGUCCUUGGGAAUUUGUGGAAAGAAAAGGAGACAGAUAAAACAAAGAAAAAUAUAGAUAAUAGAGUAGAAAAUUAGCAAAUUAAGUUUAUCUGGGGAUUUUUAAAACAAACUUUUACAAAAUACUCUCAGGUCUUAUUACCACAUAACUAGAUUUGAAUAACAGUCUUACAAUAUAUUAAUGAAUUACAAACCAGUAGAUGAAGUUGUAGAGCAUUUUUGCCUGGAUUUUAGUUCAACUAUGUACUAGUCAAAUUCUUCCCCAUCACAGAAACCAGGAACUCUUCAGGAUUUGCGAUCACCUGGAGUAUUUAAGUUAUAAUUCUCAUCUGCAGUUACAGGAAUUACAUGAGUUUUGGCACUUUAGAAAAAAACUUGAUGUGUGUCUCAUCUAAAUGACUGUCUUUGUAGGAAAAUGGACUCUCUUUUUAGGGCAAAAUAAAAGCUGCUACAGGAAGUUGAGGCUUAUUGUUCUUUGCGUUGACCUUUACUUACUGCCAAAAGCUGUAAUUCAGGAAACCGUUCUGUUUUUUAUAUUUUAGGAGAAUUUAAAUCAGUAAAUAAAUUUUUUUACCUGUUGUACCUGUA